This is a messenger RNA of Coregonus clupeaformis (lake whitefish), 687 nucleotides long. RefSeq names its product CUB and peptidase domain-containing protein 1-like. Gene Ontology annotation, biological process: proteolysis. The record is from RefSeq and is a predicted model, not a curated record. NCBI's taxonomy places the organism in Eukaryota, Metazoa, Chordata, Actinopteri, Salmoniformes, Salmonidae. Gene Ontology annotation, molecular function: serine-type endopeptidase activity. The coding region runs from base 4 to 687 and encodes 227 amino acids. The transcript has 4 exons.
UCCAUGAAUGCCAAAGUGGCUGAGGCCCUGAACCAGGUGGCCCUGCCGGUGGUGCCAUUCAACACCUGUAAGAGGAUGGACUACUGGUGGUUCCAGGUCAAGACCUCCAUGAUCUGCAUGGGCUACACCUUGCCUGACGAGCUCAAGUCUGUCUGUCAGGGGGAUUCGGGCGGUCCCCUGGUGUGCCAGGACUCUCCCAAUGCUCCCUGGGAGGUGCAUGGCAUCACCAGCUUUGGCCCCAACGGCUGCAUCAUGGACAAGAAGCCCUCUGUGUUCACCCGCGCCUCGGCCUACAUCCCCUGGAUGGAGAAUGUCAUCCGCAGGGACAUGUACAACCAGCACACAUCUGGCUGCGGUGGGCUGAAGGAUAUGACUGGCGAGAGCGGCGUGCUGUCUAGCAUGGGGCACCCGGCAGCUACAGUAACGGUGCCCGCUGCCAGUGGCACAUCAAGGUGCCCGACGGUAAACGUGGUCCACCUGCGCUUCCACAACUUCUCCCUGGAGGACACCCAGCUGUGUCUCAACGACAAGGUGGUGGACACCGGCUUCAGGGCCUCCUGGAAGGCUGUGGACCCCUGUGAGGGUGAGUGGAGCUGGGCUUCAGGGCCUCCUGGAAGGCUGUGGAUCCCAGUGAGGGUGAGUGGAGCUGGGCUUCAGGGCCUCCUGGAAGGCUGUGGAUCCCAGUGA